Molecule: messenger RNA, 2009 nt
Organism: Pyricularia grisea
Lineage: Eukaryota; Fungi; Ascomycota; Sordariomycetes; Magnaporthales; Pyriculariaceae
Exons: 2
Coding region: 33-2009 (658 amino acids)
Molecular function (GO): ATP binding; hydrolase activity; DNA binding
Source: RefSeq, a predicted model, not a curated record
UAAAUUUCUUGUUGCAAUCUGAGGUUGUUGCAAUGCUCAAAUACCUAGCACGGUUGGUAGGCGGACGGCGAUGGGUGCAACCCAGACGCGACUUUUCGGCUUGUAGCCAGAAGCUGUAUCGUGUUACGCCACGCAGACUCGCCGAGGGACCCCCCAAAAUCAGCCUGCGAUCUUAUCAGGAAGAGUGCAUACAGGCCGUUCUCUCUUCCCUGGAGAAUGGACAUAAACGUAUUGGUGUGUCACUGGCAACGGGCAGUGGAAAGACUGUCAUAUUUACACAACUUAUAGAUAGGGUGCCUCCUAUAUCAAAGGAUGCCACGCAAACAUUAAUUCUCGCCCAUAGACGGGAGCUUGUCGAGCAGGCUGCUCGGCACUGUACCAAUGCGUAUCCAGACAAGACUGUCGAAAUAGAAAUGGGCUCGACCCAUUCGUCUGGUCUUGCCGACAUCACAGUCGCUAGCGUGCAGAGCAUCAUCUCGGGUGAUCGUAUGGCCAAGUUUGAGGCCUCUCGAUUCAAGCUUGUCCUGGUCGAUGAGGCUCAUCACAUCGUGGCUCCUGGGUACCUCAAGACCCUUGCCCAUUUCGGCCUGGCUACCAAGCAGCAGACCUCUCCGCACCUGGUUGGAGUGUCUGCGACAUUUUCUAGGUUUGACGGCCUCAGGCUCGGCUCUGCCAUUGACGAAAUAGUCUACCACAAGGACUAUGUAGAUAUGAUUGGAGACAAGUGGCUCUCGGACGUCUCGUUCACGACGAUAGAAUCAUAUGCAGACAUAUCCAGAGCGAGGACGGGUGCCAACGCAGAUUUCUUACCGUCUGAGCUUUCACGCGCGGUCAACACGAACGAGGUGAACGAAAUCACAGUCAGAAGCUGGAUGGCAAAAGCCCAAGGUCGAAAGUCAACCCUUGUCUUUUGUGUAGACUUGGCUCACGUAAAAGGCUUGACACAAAAGUUUCGAGACUUUGGGAUAGACGCUCGAUUUGUCACGGGAGAAACGCACAAGGUGGAAAGGAGUGAGCGUCUAGAAGAGUUCAGGUCAGGGAAGUUUCCUGUGCUUGUCAACUGUGGCGUCUUCACCGAGGGAACCGACAUUCCCAACAUCGACUGCGUGGUGCUGGCUCGUCCCACAAAGUCAAGAAAUCUCCUCGUCCAGAUGAUUGGAAGAGGAAUGCGACUACAUCCUGGCAAGAAGAACUGUCAGAUAAUUGACAUGGUGUCAAGUCUGGAGACUGGCAUCGUCACUACUCCAACUUUGUUUGGCUUGGACCCUGGAGAGCUGGUGGACGACGCUACCGUUGAGGAGCUUCGUAAUCUGAAAGAACAAAGGGUCGCCGAGGAGACAAGCACAAGGAGAGAGAUUGACAUGGGUUCCUCCCACAUGAAACAGAAAAGCGGCAACAUAUCGUCAUUGGCUUUCACAGAAUAUGAGUCUAUGCUCGAUCUGAUAGCAGACACCUCAGGGGAGAAACACAUUCGUUCACUGAGCGAAUAUUGUUGGGUUCAAGUAGCAAAUGAUCGUUAUAUAUUAUCCGGACCCUCGGGGACUUUUCUCCGCAUCGAAAAGUUGGACACUGAGGAGGAAGAGGGAUCCCCCAAAUUUCGGGCCGUCGAGGUUCGGGCGCUUCCCGCCGGCGUGUCCAAAUCGCCAUUUGCAGCACCUCGCGAGCUCCUCAAGGCAACGACGCUUGCUGAUGCGGUACACGGCUGUGACAGAUACGCAUCUGAGAAUUUCCCUCACGUCUUCAUCUCAAGGAGGCAAAGAUGGCGCAAUGGUCCUGCUACGCCAGGUCAGAUCCGAUUUAUCAACAACCUUAGGGGAGAUAGCCAUGAACCGUUGACGGAGACCGACAUUAAAAAGGGGAAGGCGACCGACAUGAUCACGAAAAUCAAACAUGGUGCGCGGGGCCGGUUUGCCGAGAUAGAUGCAGAACGUCGCCGUCGGGAGAAACGGAUGUCAGAUUAUGAGCGCAAAUUGCGUGAAGUGGUUUCUGUUGGGCCGGUACCCAUAUGA